Messenger RNA from Ilex paraguariensis (yerba mate), 1639 nucleotides. The record is from the annotation of a GenBank genome assembly. NCBI's taxonomy places the organism in Eukaryota, Viridiplantae, Streptophyta, Magnoliopsida, Aquifoliales, Aquifoliaceae.
GAUCUUGAUGCAUUUUGAAAUUGUGUUUGUGGGUGUUUGGCAUAGUUUGAGCUUUGAACAUGUUGAUGUGACGGUUGUAGUUGCCGAGGGCAAGGAUGAUGGUGAUGGAGAUUCAGUUGAUGACACAGAAUAUUAUUCUUGGAAUGAACUGAGACUUCAUCCCCUACUCAUGAAAUCAAUAUACAGGCUGAAGUUCAAAGAACCAACACCUAUACAGAAAGCUUGCAUUCCUGCAGCUGCUCAUCAAGGAAAGGAUGUUGCUGGUGCUGCAGAGACUGGAUCUGGAAAAACACUUGCUUUUGGUUUGCCCAUUUUGCAACGUCUUCUUGAAGAACGAGAAAAAACUGACACGCUGCUUGCUGAAAAUGGAGAGGCGGAUGAAAAAAUUGCUUCAAGUGGUCUUUUACGGGCCCUGAUUAUUACUCCUACUAGAGAGCUUGCACUUCAGGUCACUGAUCAUCUCAAAGUUGUGGCCAAAGGCACUAAUAUAAGGGUGGUUCCUAUUGUUGGUGGCAUGUCAACAGAAAAGCAGGAAAGACUUCUGAAAACAAGGCCUGAGGUUGUUGUUGGAACUCCAGGGAGGCUAUGGGAACUUAUGUCAGGUGGAGAAAUUCAUCUUGUUGAGCUGCAUUCAUUGUCCUUCUUUGUGCUGGAUGAGGCUGAUCGCAUGAUAGAGAAUGGUCAUUUUCAUGAGUUGCGGUCCAUAAUUGACAUGCUUCCUGUUACCGCCGGAUCAAUUGAAGGGCAUUCUCAGAGUACAGAUAAUUGUGUGACAGUUUCGAGCUUCCAAAGAAAGAAGAGGCAAACUUUUGUGUUUUCUGCAACUAUUGCCCUCUCUGCUGAUUUCCGGAAAAAGCUAAAGCGUGGAUCACUAAAAUCCCAACCAAAUGAUGCAAUAAAUUCAAUAGAAGCUCUUUCUGAACGAGCAGGAAUGAGAGCCAACGCUGCUAUUGUUGAUCUGACAAAUGUGUCAAUUGUAGCAAAUAAACUUGAGGAGUCGUGUAUUGAAUGCAGGGAAGAAGAUAAAGAUGCCUAUUUGUAUUACAUUCUAAGUGUUCAUGGACAAGGCCGCACAAUUGUCUUUUGUACAUCAAUUGCAUCUUUACGACAUAUUUCUGCUCUCUUGCGCAUUCUCAGCAUUAAUGUUUGGACUCUUCAUGCCCAGAUGCAGCAGCGAGCACGCUUGAAGGCAGUUGAUCGUUUUCGCACAAAUGAGCAUGGUAUACUUGUUGCCACUGAUGUUGCUGCAAGAGGCCUCGAUAUUCCUGGUGUCCGAACUGUUGUUCACUACCAACUUCCACAUUCAGCAGAAGUCUAUGUUCAUAGAAGUGGAAGAACUGCUAGAGCCUCUUCUGAUGGAUGUAGCAUUGCUUUAAUCUCGUCAAAUGAUACAUCAAAAUUUGCUGCUUUGUGCAAGUCAUUUUCAAAGUUGAGGGACGGUCUAAGAAGAAAGUCAGUCGAAUGGCAUGCCUCACCCUUCUGGGGUGGGGACUUUGAUACUACUUCGGUCGCCACUAAGGAAAACCCUUUGAUUGCGGAUUGUAGAUUUGGAGCACAAUUUGUUGUUUGUGUCUAUAUUUGGGUUCAUAUGGUUUUUGUCUGGCCAGGGACUAGAAAUGUUGCUCUUCCUAAACUCUAA